AUGGGCAACUUGUAUCAUUCCUCUUGCUUCACAUGCUGUUCUUGUAGUCGGGCACUGAAGGGCAAGGCCUUCUACAACAUACAAGGCAAGGUUUACUGUGAGGAUGACUACCUGUAUUCAGGAUUUCAGCAAACGUCGGAAAAAUGUGUCAUGUGUGAUCAUUUGAUCAUAGAUACAAUUUUGCAAGCGAUGGGCAAGUCAUACCACCCUGGUUGCUUCCGGUGUUCCGUGUGCCACCAAUGUCUUGACGGGGUUCCAUUCACCAUUGACGUCAAUCACAAAAUUUUCUGCAUCAGUGAUUAUCAUAGCAUCUAUGCGCCGAAAUGUGCCUCAUGUGGUCUCAGCAUUGUUCCUAAACAGGGCAACGAUGGUACCGUGAGGGUCGUUUCAAUGGACAAGGAUUUUCAUGUAGAAUGUUACAAGUGCAAUGAUUGUGGUGUUCAGUUGACAGAUAAAUCGGACAAACUCUGCUACCCUCUUGAUGAUUUAUUACUUUGUCGGGAUUGCCAUCUGGCCAGGAUAUCAUGAUCACAUUAUAUUUUUUUUCUUUUUCUUUUUUACCGUUAUUUUCACAGUAAAAUGUUGAUGAUUUGUUGUUUUUGUUUUUUUUUACAUUAAUAAAAAAAAUUAUGUUAAUAUAAAUAAAAAUGGAUUUGUAUUUAUUCUUGAAUGAAGUAUUAUGUAACAUAUUUUAUUUUCUAAUGAUUUAAAAAUCUGUUUCUACGUGAUAGCACUAUUAUUAAUCUUUUUUCUGAAUCUUCAUAAUUUUAGGCCAAGAAAAGCAAGUUUGCUCUUAUUUAUAUUUGUAAAAAUUUAUAUAUAUGUGUAUAUAUGCAUAUAUAUAUUAUAUAUAUAUAUAUAUAUAUAUUAUAUAUAUAUUAUAUAUAUAUGCAUUUAUACGUACAUACUUAUAUGUCAUAAACGAUGUGCAAACGUAUUUAUGGCAUAACGACCUACAUUGCUAUUUAUCUAUUCAUCUUAUAAACGUACCUCUUACGAUGAAAGAAGCGAGAUUGAAAUGAAAAGCGACAAUCAGACUGAUCAUCAAAAUUCACACAUGGCCUUACUGACAAUUGAGUUUAUUCAUCAUCAUCUUAAAUGACAGUUACUCUCUCUAUAUUAGCUAAUGUUAUUUAAUUUAGUUUUGUAUUUAUACUAUUGAAUUUGAUUAUACAUGAACGUUUCAAAGUGGUGAUCUUCAUAUUCAUUUGUGCCUCUGUACAUUUUUUGCAGUUUGCCAUUCUAUAUAAAAUGUAAAAAAAU
Molecule: messenger RNA, 1263 nt
Organism: Helobdella robusta
Lineage: Eukaryota; Metazoa; Annelida; Clitellata; Rhynchobdellida; Glossiphoniidae
Exons: 8
Coding region: 1-528 (175 amino acids)
Biological process (GO): negative regulation of hippo signaling; cytoskeleton organization; positive regulation of miRNA-mediated gene silencing
Cellular component (GO): transcription regulator complex; adherens junction; nucleus
Molecular function (GO): transcription corepressor activity
Source: RefSeq, a predicted model, not a curated record